AUGUGGACUCGUCCCUCUUCGCCCAUUUUGUUCUUCCUUUUCUAUUACGCUGUUGCCAUCAUCAACGCGUCACCGCUUAGGCCUUCUCAGUAUGCUCCAGCGGCUUCAGCCCAUCCCCAUCAAUAUAUCUUAAGUCCACACUUCGACAUUAACGCCAAACCGAAAACACGCAAAUACACCUUUCAUGUCACUGAGACUACAGCUGCUUUGGAUGGCUUCCUGCGACCGGUGUUGGCCAUAAAUGGUCAAAUACCUGGUCCCCUGAUACAGGCAAAUGAAGGUGAUCGAUUGGAGAUCACCGUAAUAAAUCAGAUGUCAGUUGGAUUGACCUUACAUUGGCAUGGUCUCUAUCAGGCGAGUAUUCAAACUUGCAUUAUAAUUUAUGCGAUUUUGUUUGGCAGUUGCAAUGGAACAAACUGGGAAGACGGUGUGACUGGCGUAACCCAAUGCCCUAUCCCUCCCGAUGGGGGAAGUUUCACUUACGAGUUUAGCUUGCAUGGACAGUUGAGUUUCGAUGUUUUUCAUUCUCACCACCAGAAUUUGAUGGCCGACGGGAUAAAUGGCCCAUUAAUCAUCCAUUCGCCACGAGAUCCACUCAAGAGGCACAUUGAUUUUGAUCAAGAGGUCGUUUUGAUGCUAGCGGAUUGGUAUCACAACACUUCGACCGAUAUUGUUGAGCACAUGCUGAGCGAAGCGGGUUAUUUUGGGACGCCAGCUGCUCCCGGCGCUAACUCUGCACUAAUUAACGGAGUCGGUGAAUGGAAUUGCUCGCAAGCGAGUAAAGCACAGGAAUGCGAACAGAUACACUCCCCGCCAGAAUUCACCUUCAAGGCCGGCGAUAAGAUAAGAUUUCGCCUUGUAAACGCAGGCGUACAUGCUAUGUUCUUCUACUCCGUCGAUGAGCACACCCUAAACGUAACAGAAGCUGAUGGAACCGGUGUAUAUGGCCCUUCCGCUAUGCACCGUGUCUGGCUCCACAACGGACAGAGGUAUUCCGUAGUAAUCAAAACAAAGAAAGAAGACGCAGGCAGAAGCUUCUACCUGAGAGCUACUAUGGAUUCUGAUUGCUGGGCCUGGGUUCCCGACGAUAUUCAACUCACUGCGUUUGGCAUCCUCAGACUUGUUGAUGGCGAAUCCAAGAGACAAACAAUCUCCACUGCUCGACCGCAGACACAGGACUGGCCAGACGAAAUCUUAGGAGACUGUGUCGACCUGCCGACCAGUAGUCUUGUUCCUAUUUUGCAAGAAAGCGUCCCCACUUCAGUUGCAGGCUUUGGAGGCUUUAAGGCUGGUUUCGGGUUUCAAUUUAUCAACAAUACUGCACUACACAUAACACGUGCUGAAGCGGUCAGAUUAGCCCAACAAGCCAAUUCCAGCGGCUUGUCUCUAACCACUAAUCCACGAACGGAAGAGCUUGAAACAUCAAACGACCUGGGUAGCUUUUUGAGGAACGGGAGUCGGACCAGUCGCACGUUACUCAACGCGCGAAGUAAAACGGUGCAAGGUCUCUGGAAGGCAGGUGACUUUGAAGCUUCAAAUCAUGAUUUGAGUAGAAGACAAGUGUUAGUUGGCCAGGACGAUCUACCCCGCGGGAAUAGAACCAGUCCACUAGGAGUUACCCGCACAGGAGGGCCUCCUCCAACUCCUGUAGGGACGAUUGGGAAGUUCUUUCUGAAUAAUAUCAGCUGGGCCACAUACCCUUACCGACCCGUGCUACAUGAUUUGACACCUGGCGGUGUGGGGGCUGUCAAUGACUCCAACGUGGCCAAUGUUAUAUAUCCGACCUCAGAUUGGUACGAUCUUUAUCUGGCGAAUAUAGACCCGGCGGGGAGUCAUCCUUACCACUUGCACGCGCUGGACAUGCAUAUCGUUGCAGAGGGGAAAGGCUUACCUACUCCUGCAAAUCUUGCAAAUGUUACUUAUAAUACGGUCAAUCCCCUCCGAAGGGAUACAAUUGUUGUGCCUCCAGCUUCAUUCACCGUGCUUCGACUUCGCGCUGAUAUUCCGGGUGCUUGGAUUGUCCACUGUCACAUCGGAUGGCACAUAGCUGCUGGUUUCGCGGGUGUUGUGGUUGUGCAACCGGAUGCGAUCAAAGAAUUCCAGAUACCGCAGAAGAACUACGAUCUCUGCAAGGCUCGAGUAGGACCAUUGGAUACUAUCGAACCCGGAUUGUAA
Molecule: messenger RNA, 2175 nt
Organism: Puccinia triticina
Lineage: Eukaryota; Fungi; Basidiomycota; Pucciniomycetes; Pucciniales; Pucciniaceae
Exons: 16
Coding region: 1-2175 (724 amino acids)
Molecular function (GO): oxidoreductase activity; copper ion binding
Source: RefSeq, a predicted model, not a curated record